Messenger RNA from Etheostoma spectabile (orangethroat darter), 1316 nucleotides. RefSeq names its product thymidylate synthetase (gene tyms). Bases 146 to 1117 code for a protein of 323 amino acids. The transcript is spliced from 7 exons. NCBI's taxonomy places the organism in Eukaryota, Metazoa, Chordata, Actinopteri, Perciformes, Percidae. Gene Ontology annotation, cellular component: cytosol; mitochondrion. Gene Ontology annotation, biological process: dTMP biosynthetic process. The record is from RefSeq and is a predicted model, not a curated record. Gene Ontology annotation, molecular function: thymidylate synthase activity.
AGAAGAAGAAAAAAGCAAGGCGCGCUUUUCAGUAGUCUCGCGAGGUCUUUUUCGGUCAAAACGGAAGUCUUUUUAUUUACCCGGGAAAUAUUAACUGGUGUUCAAACAACAUACAGUACUUGUCGGUGUAAAGUUGUUUGCUCGUAUGACCACAACAAUGCCCGCAACUUCCGAAAUACACACAGCAAACGGUUGUAAAACGGAGGAGCUGAAGCAGCCCGCGGCGGCGGAAGAAAAGAAGAACUUCGGGGUUUUCUGUGAUGAACGCGGGUAUCUGAAUCAGAUCGAGUACAUCAUGCAGCACGGCCGCAGGAAGGGAGACCGAACCGGGACAGGAGUCGUCUCGGUGUUCGGUGCCCAGGCCAGAUACAGUCUGCGAGAUCAGUUUCCCCUGCUGACAACCAAGAGAGUAUUUUGGAAAGGGAUCCUUGAAGAACUGCUGUGGUUUAUUAAGGGAUCAACAAAUGCCAAGGAGCUCUCAGAGAAAGGGGUGAAGAUUUGGGAAGCCAACGGGUCCCGGGACUUCCUGGACAACCUUGGGUUCACAGAGAGAGAGGAAGGCGACCUGGGGCCUGUGUAUGGUUUCCAGUGGAGGCACUUUGGUGCAGAGUACACAAACAUGCACGCAGAUUAUACGGGACAAGGUGUUGACCAGCUGCAGAAGGUCAUUGAUACUAUCAAUAAGAAUCCAGAGGACAGACGGAUCAUCAUGUGUGCCUGGAACCCCAAAGACCUGCCCCUCAUGGCUCUGCCCCCCUGCCACGCCCUCUGUCAGUUCUACGUGUGUGAUGGCGAGCUGUCGUGUCAGCUGUACCAGCGUUCAGGUGAUAUGGGCCUGGGGGUGCCUUUCAAUAUCGCCAGCUAUGCACUUCUUACCUACAUGAUUGCACACAUCACAGGACUCAAGCCCGGUGACUUUGUUCACACUCUCGGAGACGCUCAUAUCUACGUCAACCACAUUGAACCUCUCAAAGUACAGCUUCAGAGGGAGAUCCGCCCCUUCCCCAAGCUGAAGAUCCUGAGAAAAGUGGAGAGCAUCGAUGAUUUCCGUGCAGAGGACUUUGAGAUCUGCGACUACAACCCUCAUCCAACCAUUAAGAUGCAGAUGGCUGUCUAAAAGUCACAAUGUUUUUGUGUGUGUGUGUGUGUGAGAAAGAGUGUGUGUGUUAAUUAUUUUCUGAUUUUGGUGAAAUUACAUUUUAAGCCACAAAGUUUUUACAAAAACGUUUACUGAUAGUGUAAAAAUGCCAGUUAGAAUGCCAGUUAGAUCAGUUUAAUUUGUCACAUCUAAUUUGUAAAUAAAGACUUUACAUUUG